Umbelopsis ramanniana AG is the source of this 1289-nucleotide messenger RNA. RefSeq lists its product as uncharacterized. Gene Ontology annotation, cellular component: cytoplasm. The record is from RefSeq and is a predicted model, not a curated record. Gene Ontology annotation, molecular function: 3-deoxy-7-phosphoheptulonate synthase activity. Gene Ontology annotation, biological process: aromatic amino acid biosynthetic process. Lineage: Eukaryota; Fungi; Mucoromycota; Umbelopsidomycetes; Umbelopsidales; Umbelopsidaceae. The transcript has 4 exons. The coding region runs from base 36 to 1106 and encodes 356 amino acids.
CUUUGCUUAACACCUCUUACUUUUGUCACAGCAACAUGUCUGAAUUCAUGGAAGAUCUUCGAGUCACUGGCUACAAUGCCCUUUUAACCCCUUCUUUCAUUCAAGAAGAGUUCCCAGCUAGCGAAAAGUCAAAAGCCACAGUCCGUCAAGCACGUCAGGAAGCUGCCAGCAUCUUGAGAAAGGAGGAUGACCGUCUCAUCAUCAUCGUUGGACCCUGCUCUAUCCAUGACACUCAAGCUGCUAAGGAAUACAGCCAGCUUCUUCUUGAAGCCAAGGAAAAGCACAAGGGAGAAUUGCUUAUCAUUAUGCGCUCUUACUUUGAGAAGCCUCGCACCACCGUUGGAUGGAAGGGCUUGAUCAAUGAUCCAGAUAUUAAUGGAAGCUACAACAUCAACAAGGGUUUAAGAAUCGCAAGAAAGCUCUUAUGUGAACUCACAGACGCUGGUAUGCCGGUGGCUGUUGAAUUGCUCGAUACCAUUUCUCCACAAUAUCUUGCCGAUUUGAUCUCUUGGGGAGCCAUUGGCGCUCGUACCACUGAGUCACAACUUCACCGUGAACUCGCGUCAGGUGUGUCUUUCCCCGUUGGAUUUAAGAACGGUACUGAUGGCAACGUGGCUAUUGCCGUGGAUGCCAUUCGCGCUGCCUCUUCCCCACAUCACUUCUUGGGUGUUACCAAGCACGGUAUGACCACUAUCACCAACACCAAGGGAAACCCCGAUUGCCACGUCAUUCUCAGAGGAGGAAACGAUGGUCCCAACUACUCAAAAGAACACAUUGCCAAGUCACGAAGUGACCUUGAGAAGGCUAAGUUAGCUACCAACGUCAUGGUUGAUUGCUCUCAUGGUAACUCUGAGAAGGACCAUGCUAACCAACCCAAGGUGUCAAAAUGUCUUUCUGCUCAAAUUACUGAAGGUGACAAGAGCAUUAUUGGCUUGAUGAUUGAGUCUCAUAUCAAUGAAGGCAAGCAAAGCGUUCCAGCUGAGGGCCCUGCUGCCCUUAAGUAUGGUAUUUCCAUCACCGAUGCAUGUGUCAACUGGGCCACCACCACCGAGAUGUUGAACGAACUUGCUGCAUCCGUCAAGGCACGCCGCGCUGCUAAGCAAUAGACGCAUACACAGUCAAGCAUAUCCGCAUUCAACCAACCCUCCCGCACAUAUAAUGUAUCCCAUCAGGUUUUCUUACUGAAGAUAAAAGCCAGAAAUGAAAAAGUACAGCAUCGUUUUUUCUUUCUUCCAUCCUUUCAAACAAACAGAAAAAAUAGAACAGCCAAAGAAUUUUUAUAUAAAAAU